CCCCCCGCCCCGAAAGAAGUGCAGUAGUUUGUGAAGCGCAAGAUGGCGGCGCGGCCGUGAGCGCAGGCGGCGGGCGGGCGGCGGCGCGGGCUGAGGGGGCGAGGCGGAGCGGCGCCGGCAGGUGGUGGAUGUGGACUUUAAAACAGUGUCUCAACAUCUCAUCCUCAACUAUUUUUAAUCUGAUUGCACUACGAAAGAAAAGCUGCUAAUGGGAGAAAUGUUGAGACUUUACAAGAACUGACUUGAAGUACCGAAAGCCAUUAUUAUUAUUAUUUUAUUAUUACUAUUAUUAAUCAAGAAGAGCUUGAAGCUAAUCUGUAUCUGACCAGUCGUUAUCAUUUUCACAGUAACAGUCAUGGCAAGUAAACGAAAAUCAACAACACCCUGCAUGGUCUUAGCCAAUGAGCAGGAUCCAGAUCUAGAAACGGUGUCAGACUUGGAGGAAGGACCACCUGUGCUCACACCAGCAGAUAACCCUACAGCAGAGGGUGUGACAAGUGAUGAGGAUGCUCAUGAGUAUGUGGAUUCAGACAAUAAGAAAAAUACAAAUAAAGUAGAAGGUGGUUAUGAGUGUAAAUACUGUACUUUUCAGACUCCAGAUCUCAAUAUGUUUACCUUUCAUGUGGAUUCAGAACACCCCAACGUAGUGUUAAAUUCAUCCUACGUUUGUUUAGAAUGUAAUUUCCUUACCAAAAGAUAUGAUGCCCUCUCAGAGCAUAAUUUGAAGCACCACCCUGGAGAGGAGAAUUUUAAAUUGACUAUGGUGAAACGUAAUAACCAGACAAUCUUUGAACAGACAGUAAAUGAUCUCACUUUUGAUGGGAGUUUUGUUAGAGAAGAAAAUGCUGGACAGGCUGACUCUUCUGAGGUCCCCUCAUCAGGGAUCUCCAUUAGCAAAACUCCUAUCAUGAAAAUGAUGAAAAGCAAACCCGAGGCUAAACGUAUUGCUGUUUUCCACAAUGUAGUUGAUGACAUUCCUGGUGAAGAAAAGGGAACUGAAAAUGAGCCAAACUCUGAAGAAGUAGUAGAAAACCCCCCAGCGGCAGUUUCUGAACCCAAACCAAGCCAUUCAGUUGUGUGCAGUGCAGCAGAUGUGGCCGGGGCAGUAGUGACCCCAGCACCGGUGCUUCAGCCUGGGGUGGCGCAGGUUAUAACAGCUGUCACAGCUCCACAGAACUCCAACCUGAUUCCCAAAGUCCUAAUACCUGUGAAUAGCAUUCCAGCCUAUAACACUGCUUUGGAUAACAAUCCUCUUUUGCUUAACACCUACAACAAAUUCCCGUAUCCAACCAUGUCAGAAAUCACUGUUCUUUCCUCUCAAGCUAAGUACACAGAAGAGCAGAUUAAAAUCUGGUUUUCUGCUCAGCGUCUGAAACACGGAGUGAGCUGGACGCCAGAGGAGGUGGAGGAAGCAAGGAGGAAACAAUUUAAUGGCACAGUGCAUACUGUGCCCCAGACCAUUACUGUUAUUCCAGCACACAUUUCGGCCGCUAGCAAUGGUUUACCUUCCAUUUUACAGACAUGCCAAAUAGUUGGUCAGCCAGGACUUGUUCUCACUCAAGUUGCAGGUACAAAUACAUUACCAGUAACAGCCCCAAUAGCUUUGACUGUAGCAGGAGUCCCAAACCAAACUCAGUUACAGAAGAGUCAGAUUCACAGUGCUCAGCCUAUUGCAGAAACCAAACAAGUAGCUGCCAUUCCAGCCCCUCAGCUAAUCAAAAAUGAAUCCACGCUGAUGAAUCCUGACUCCUUUGGCAUCCGAGCAAAAAAAACUAAGGAACAACUGGCAGAAUUGAAAGUCAGCUACCUUAAAAACCAGUUUCCUCAAGACUCAGAAAUUGUUAGACUUAUGAAAAUAACAGGCCUCACUAAAGGAGAGAUCAAAAAGUGGUUCAGUGAUACACGCUACAAUCAGAGAAACUCAAAGAAUAAUCAUGGGAUUCAUCUUAACAGUGAUUCAUGUGCCACCAUUGUUAUUGAUUCAAGUGAUGAAAUGAAUGAAUCUCCAACAGGAGUCACUCCACAGAGCAAGCCAUCUUGGGGUACUUUUCCUGAUUUCACCCCACAGAAAUUCAAAGAGAAGACUUCUGAACAGUUGCAAGUCCUCCAAGCAAGUUUUCUUAAUAACCCAGUCCUUACUGAAGAAGAGAUGAAUAGAUUAAGAGCCCAAACAAAACUGACCAGGAGAGAGAUUGAUGCCUGGUUUGCAGAAAAACGGAAAUCAAAUGUCUUGAAGGAAGAGGGAGCUGACAUGAAUGAAAGCAAUGCUGGCAGCUCAAAAGAGGAAUCUGGAGAAACAUCUGUGGGAGAUGGAGCAGCAGGAACAAAAUCAGGGUGUUCUACUUCAAGCAAAAUAGGCAAAAAAUCACCAGAGCAGUUGCACAUGCUCAAAAGUUCCUUUGUCCGUACUCAGUGGCCAUCUCCACAAGAAUACAACAAGCUGGCAGAAGAAACUGGGCUUCCAAGAUCAGAAAUUGUGAGCUGGUUUGGAGAUACUCGCUAUGCCUGGAAAAAUGGUGGAUUGAAAUGGUAUUACUAUUACCAGAGUGCCAGUGCAAACAGCCUGAAUGGCCAAGGCUUUGCAAGGAAGAGAGGGAGAGGAAGACCAAAAGGGAGGGGGAGAGGGAGGCCUCGGGGGAGGCCUCGGGGAAGCAAGAGGUUAAAUUGCUGGGACAGAGGUGUCUCUGUCAUAAAAUUUAAAACUGGAACAGCAAUCCUGAAGGACUAUUACAUGAAGCACAAAUUCCUUAAUGAGCAAGACCUUGAUGAACUGGUAGCCAAAUCUCACAUGGGAUAUGAGCAGGUCAGAGAAUGGUUUGCAGAAAGGCAAAGAAGAUUAGAACUUGGAAUAGAGCUGUUUGAUGAGAAUGAGGAGGAAGAUGAAAUGCUGGAUGAUCAGGAGGAUGAGGAAGAAACAGAUGAUAGUGAUACUUGGGAACCCCCCAGACAUGUUAAACGUAAACUUUCGAAAACAGACUGAUGUACAAUUUGGAAUUUGGGGGCCAAAAACCUAUGAAUUAGGUUUGAUGUUAUGGUGAAGAGCCAAAUGAUUUUUCAUGGCCUUCAGUUUAGCAAGCAGCUGCUCAGCAUCUUCCUUCCACCUACAUGGAAGAGUACAUGGGCAAGAUGCUACCUGUGCA
Agelaius phoeniceus (red-winged blackbird) is the source of this 3140-nucleotide messenger RNA. Lineage: Eukaryota; Metazoa; Chordata; Aves; Passeriformes; Icteridae. The record is from RefSeq and is a predicted model, not a curated record.